Molecule: messenger RNA, 1263 nt
Organism: Beta vulgaris subsp. vulgaris (sugar beet)
Lineage: Eukaryota; Viridiplantae; Streptophyta; Magnoliopsida; Caryophyllales; Amaranthaceae
Exons: 2
Coding region: 1-1263 (420 amino acids)
Biological process (GO): DNA transposition
Molecular function (GO): transposase activity; DNA binding
Source: RefSeq, a predicted model, not a curated record
AUGACAGCUACUUGGAUUGCUAAAAAUUACAAGAGCAAGUUCAAAAUAAAUCCUUAUCUGAGGCUACAAGAUAUAAUAGAGACAGUCUGGCUAGAGUGGGGGAUUAGGGUCAGCAGAGGUGUAGCUUACAGAGCUAGGAGGAGGGGGCAAAGUUUGAUUGUAGGGGAGUAUAUGGAGCAAUAUACCUUGCUGCCAAGGUAUGCUGCAGAGAUAAAAAAAAGUAACCCAGGUAAUACAGUGAUAAUUAAGAUGGAUGGAAAUAUUUUUGAAAGAAUGUACAUUUGUUUUGAGGCACUGAAAAAGGGGUUCAUAGCUGGAUGUAGGCCUUUUAUAUCUCUUGAUGGAUGUUUCUUAAAAGGACCCUAUGGUGGACAACUUUUAGUUGCUGUUGGGAGGGAUGGGAACAACCAAAUGUUCCCAAUUGCAUGGGCAGUAGUAGAGGUUGAAUCAACUUCUAGUUGGACAUGGUUUUUGACAUUUUUAGGGGAGGAUUUAUUAUCAAAUGAAGGUGCUGGUUACACUUUCAUGUCUGAUCAGCAGAAAGGUUUAUUGAAGGCUGUGUCAGAUGUGUUUCCCCAAGCUGAGAGUAGGGUAUGUGCAAGGCAUGUUUAUUGUAACUUCAGAGGGGUGUUUGGUGGUGGCUUAGAGUAUAGGAAGCAGUUCUGGAUCAUGGCUAAGAGCACCACAGAAAAUGAAUUUUUCCUUAACUUAGAGAAGAUGAGGAUAAUAUCUAAUGCAGCUGCUGAUGAUCUCCUAAAUAGGAACUACAAGAAAUGGUGUAGAGCCUUCUACACUCCUCUAUCUUGUUGUGAUAGUGUGGAUAACAACAUGAGUGAGGUUUUCAAUGCCUACAUAUUGAACUCAAGGCAUAAACCUAUAAUUACUAUGUUGGAAGACAUCAGGGAGGGGAUAAUGGAGAGGCUACACAAGAAGAGGGAUGAAAUAGGGAAGAAGAGAUGCUGUUGUGUCCAAGAAUACAACAGCAAGUUGAGAAGCACAAGAUUGGUGCUAGGGGAUGGAAUGCAUUCUGGGAUGGGGGUGGUUGCAAUUUGGAACAAAGUUGAUCAACCAGAACAUUAUGUUAACCCAUUCUUCACCAAAUCAGUGUAUUUGAAGGCAUAUGACUACUUGUUGGAGCCUAUAAAUGGAGCAGAAGAGUGGCCUAGUUCAGAAACUUUGGUAAAUGCACCAAAACUCAAGAAAGUGCACAAUAGGCGCCAAGUGAAGAGAAGGAAGGCAGCUGGAGUGUUAAAUAUGACUUGA